Messenger RNA from Dibothriocephalus latus, 663 nucleotides. Lineage: Eukaryota; Metazoa; Platyhelminthes; Cestoda; Diphyllobothriidea; Diphyllobothriidae. The record is from the annotation of a GenBank genome assembly.
AUGUACUUGAAACUAGACCCCAACCGCUUCCCUAUUCUUUGGGUCUACAGAAAGUUAACCGAUCGGGUCGAGGAUGAUGCUGUAGUUCGUGCACGCGGACUGCCCUGGCAAGCCACCGAGUCCGAUAUCCAAUUCUUCUUCCGAGGCCUCAACAUUGCACCCGGUGGCAUCGCGCUUGUGCUCAACAAGUCCGGACGUCGUAACGGCGAGGCUCUGAUACGAUUCACAGAUCGCGAACAAAGAGACCUGGCCCUUAGGAAACAUAAACAUCACAUGAAUCAGCGUUACAUCGAAAUCUACAUGGCACAGGGUUCCGACUUCAUUGCAGUCGCCGGAGGCGAAACUGAGGAGGCUGAAAAGUUCCUGGAAAAGUUUACAGAACCAUCGCAGGCCCUUAUUCGUAUGCGCGGCCUACCGUACACUGUGACCGCAGAGCAAAUUCUGGAGUUCUUCUCCAAUGCCAACUGUGAGGUGCAAUUCGGGGAGGAGGGAGUGCUGUUUGUGAAUCGCCAUGACGGCAGAGCCACCGGCGACGCCUUCGCUCUCUUUGCCAACGAUCGAGAGGCACAAAAGGCCCUAAAGAACCACCGUCAACACAUCGGAAACAGGUAUAUCGAGCUGUUUCGAUCGACACCGGCAGAAGUCAAUCAGGUAAGCCUCUGA